Messenger RNA from Rhagoletis zephyria (snowberry fruit fly), 913 nucleotides. RefSeq lists its product as uncharacterized. The record is from RefSeq and is a predicted model, not a curated record. NCBI's taxonomy places the organism in Eukaryota, Metazoa, Arthropoda, Insecta, Diptera, Tephritidae.
AAUUGAAUUGUGAACUAUAGAAACGCAAGAAGAAGCAGCACGUGCAAUUGCAAUGAAGUUCGAAGGAAAUGUUUAUAAAUAAAUUAUAAAAAAUAAAUACCAAAAAUAAUGGCAAAAAAAGAAAUCAAAACCGAGCAAAAGUCGGUCGCAUCGCAGCAUAAAAUCAAAGCUAAGAAGCGAAAACAUGUAGCGAAGGAAAAUGACGAAGAAAUUGCCAGCAAGAGCUUGAUUGUGGAAUCACUGGAAGGAACUGCAGUUGAAGAGACUUUAGGAAAAGGAUUAAAGCGAAAAAAUAAAGAAAAAGGUGUAAUUAAAGAGAAACGUAGCAAGCACACAGCUACUACACAAGAUGGGCAAGCCCCCAUGGAGGAUUAUGCUGAAGAGGAGGCACAUGAACCCACAUUGGAAGAGUUGCGGGAAAGUGAAAAGCCAGAAAAUGUAAUUGCCGUCGUAACCGUACGUCAAAAGAAAAAACAAAAGCACCAGGAGCGCAUCGAAUCAAUGAAGGAUCAAACGAUCAGCAAAGAGCGUUUUCGUAACGAAGAGUACCUGCGUAAAUGGAAAAAUUCACGUGCUGAGUGGAAAUUUGAAAAGUUGCGACAGAUUUCUAUACAGCAAACUGUUUUUGAUGAGGAAAAAAUUUGCGCAGAGAUGUGGCCAAUUGCACUAGAGUACUUGUCAGGCUCAAAAGGAGCUGCUAAGGCACAAAUAAUCAAAUUGGCUGAGCAAUGCAUUGAAGAACUCGACAAGCAAUGCGCCGAACAGAGCAGCGAUGAAGAACACAAAGUUAUCAUUGAUUCUUCGCGUUAUCAGCGUGCACGAGAUUUGUUACAGAGCUUCGACUAAGGAACUGGAAAAGGCAUUGUACUAGGCACUAGCAUGUAAAUAGUUUUAAAGAUUUAUGUUGAAAAAA